Molecule: messenger RNA, 279 nt
Organism: Didymodactylos carnosus
Lineage: Eukaryota; Metazoa; Rotifera; Eurotatoria; Philodinida; Philodinidae
Source: the annotation of a GenBank genome assembly
AUGAAUAUUUGGCCUUCCCUCUAUCCGAGUGGCGUCGAACGUUGUGUUAGUGAAGUAUCGUUAUUGUGUUGCAAACAAAAUGGAGAAGAUAGGAUUUAUAUCGCUCAUUACGCAGUUUAUAAUUCAUCCGUUGUGAUUGAAGCUGAUCGCUGUGUCAUGCAAUUAUCAAAACGUGAUCCAUUUACAAGAUCAAUGAUCAGUUAUAAAAUGACUGAUCCGUUUGUUCAUCCAUUUCUCAACUAUCUGCGUAAUCAUCUUUGGCGUCAAGAGUAUGAUUAA